CGGGGAGGCAUCUCGGCCAUGCUGAAGCCGGACGGGCGGGCGACGCCGCGCCUCCCCGGAGCACUCCCCAUGGAGCGGCUGCCCGGCCAGCCCUGAGCCGGCGGCCCCCGGCCGCCCGCCCGCAGCCGCCCCCGAUGGAGCCCGAGGAGCGGAAGAUCUCGGUGUGGAUCUGCCAGGAGGAGAAGCUGAUCUCCGGGCUCUCCCGGCGGACCACCUGCUCGGACGUGGUGCGGGUGCUGCUGGAGGACAGCCACCACCGGCGGCAGCGGCCGGCGCUGCCCGAGCCCGGCGGCGGGAUGCUGUCGGGGCCGCCGCACUCCUACUGCAUCGUGGAGAAGUGGCGCGGCUUCGAGCGGAUCCUGCCCAACAAGACGAAGAUCCUGCGGCUCUGGGUGGCGUGGGGGGACGAGCAGGAGAACGUGCGCUUCGUGCUGGUGCGCAGCGAGGCUUCGCUGCCCAACGCGGGGCCGCGCAGCGCCGAGGCGCGGGUGGUGCUCAGCAAGGAGCGCCCCGGCCACGGCCUGGGGGCGGCCCGCGCCAGCCUGGCGCUCACGCAGGAGCGGCAGCGGCGGGUGGUGAGGAAAGCCUUCCGCAAGCUGGCCAAGAUCAACAAGAAGCGGCAGCAGCCGCUGGCCCGGGAGGCCUCGUCGGCGGAGAGGAUGGAGACGCUGGUGCACCUGGUGCUCUCGCAGGACCACACCAUCCGGCAGCAGAUCCAGCGGCUCCGCGAGCUGGACCGGGAGAUCGACAGGUACGAGGCCAAGAUCCACCUGGACCGCAUGAAGCGGCACGGCGUCAACUACGUGCAGGACACCUACCUGGUGGGGGCCGGCGGCGGGGAGCCGGAGCCGGGCCGGGAGCCGGGCGGGGCGGCCCAGCCCGCCGCCGGCCGCCCCGAGGAGGACUACGCCAGGAAGUGCGAGGAGGUGCUGCAGCUGCAGGAGCAGCGGGCGCAGCAGGAGGAGCUGCUGGAGCACCUGGCCGCCGAGAUCCAGGAGGAGCUCAACGAACGCUGGAUGAAGCGGCGUCGGGAGGAGCUGGAGCUGGCGGCGGGGCCCGGCCUGGCCGAGACGGACUGCGACACCACGGAGCUGAGCGGCGGCGGCGAGGGCGAGCUGCACCUGGAGCACGAGCGGGUGAAGACCCAGCUGAGCACCAGCCUCUACAUCGGCCUCAAGCUCAGCACGGACCUGGAGGCCAUCAAAACCGACCUGGACUACACGCAGCGGGCGUGGGAGGACAAGGAGCGGGAGCUGCAGCGCCUGCUGGAGACGCUGGGCACCCUGGACGUGGCGGAGGUGCCGGCGGAGCCGCGCGGGGCGGCGGGCGGGGGGCGGCCGGCGGCGGGGGGCAGCGCGGCCGGGUGGCUGGAGCAGGCGCGGGCGCUGCGCAAGGACCGCGCCGACAACGACGAGGACUCGGACACGGGGCUGAGCUCCAUGCACAGCCAGGACUCGGACUCGGUGCCCGUCUGCGAGUCCCUCGUCUAGCGCCCGCCCGCCCAGCCGGGCCCCGCAGCGCCAGGGGGAGAGGGCCGGGCUCCGGCCCGGCUCGCAGCGAAACCGGGCGCGCUACGGGCGGCGCGGUGUCUGCCCGGUGCCCCCCGCCC
Molecule: messenger RNA, 1609 nt
Organism: Chroicocephalus ridibundus (black-headed gull)
Lineage: Eukaryota; Metazoa; Chordata; Aves; Charadriiformes; Laridae
Gene: RASSF10
Product: Ras association domain family member 10
Exons: 1
Coding region: 135-1490 (451 amino acids)
Biological process (GO): signal transduction
Source: RefSeq, a predicted model, not a curated record